UGAAAGCAAUGAACACCAGCCUUUCGUCGGAAAUACCGUACUCAAACGAUGGUGACCACCGUGCCAAAGCGACGAACGCAUCUCACAACAACAACGGUUCUUGCGUAAGUGCGCACGACACCGACCAUCAGGACUCACACGGUCCGGACCGGUUUGCCUUUGCCUGUGACGAUCCACCAUCGGAUGCACGGUUGCAACCUUCGGACAGUCUGGAUGACGAUCUAGAGGAUGUGUACAAAACGUGCAACAGCCAGUCGGUGGUCGAAUGGAUUAACGACGAUGACGAGCUGGAACGGUUGGAUCUUCCGAUCGAACCGAUCGACCCAACCGGUACCGUGUUCAAUCGAGUCGACAGCUCGGAAAUCAUCUACCAGGAGAAGAAGAAAAAGUGCAAACUCGUCGGCAAGUACGUAAUGGGUGACGUGCUCGGCGAGGGCAGUUACGGCAAGGUGAAGGAGGUGCUCGAUUCAGAAACGCUUAAUCGACGAGCGGUAAAGAUUCUAACCAAACGAAAACUACGACGCAUUCCAAAUGGCGAGCAGAAUGUGCGGAGCGAAAUAAAGCUGCUCCGCAAGUUGCAGCACCGCAACGUGAUCGAGCUGCUGGAUGUGCUGUACAAUGAGCAGAAGCAGAAGAUGUAUCUGAUCAUGGAGUACUGCGUCGGUGGACUGCAGGAAAUGCUGGACUCGGUGCCGGAAAAGCGGCUACCGAUACACCAGGCGCACGAUUACUUCGUGCAGCUGCUGGACGGGCUGGAGUAUCUGCACGGUCGGGGCAUCAUACACAAGGACAUCAAGCCGGGCAAUCUGCUGCUAACGCUAGAUCAAACACUGAAAAUAUCGGACUUUGGCGUAGCGGAAGCACUGGAUACGUUUGCACCGACGGAUGAAUGUACGACCGGGCAGGGCUCGCCAGCCUUUCAGCCACCGGAAAUUGCUAACGGGCAUGAGGUAUUCUCAGGGUUUAAAGUUGAUAUCUGGAGCACGGGCGUUACACUGUACAAUAUAACUACCGGAUUGUAUCCGUUCGAAGGUGAUAAUAUUUAUAAACUGUUAGAAAACAUAGGAAAAUGUGAAUGGAAUCCGCCGGCAUGGUUAGAGCCGCGGCUGGCCGAUUUGCUCGUUAAUAUCCUGCAGGCGGAUCCACGGAAACGGUUCACACUGCAGCAGAUCCGGCACCAUGAAUGGUUCCUGUGUGCACCGGUUGCAACGAGCCCGCCCGUACCGAUACCACCGUUAAAAGGCGAUUGGAAUAGAUGUUCAACCGUGCUGCCUUACCUGUUAGCUCACCACUACGAAAAAGAUCGUGACAUGCCGUACUACACGGAGCACGAUGUCAAUGAAAUGGCACGACAACAGUACGAUCAGUACACGGAAGAUGGGCUGUAUGAUCGUUCCUACCUUGCACCACCGAUGAUGGAAUCGCUUUCGUUUCACUCGGACGAUCCGGGCAGUGAAACGGAGAUGAGACGUGCCUACUAUCCACAGCAAACCAGUGGCAGUGGUCGCUCCACGGUAGAGAAACGACCAUCGCGAAGCUUCUCGCUAUCACCGAAACCAAGCAUAAAACACAUGAUCGGUAGCAGCUGUCCGGCAACGACCGGUAACAGUAGCAAACGACGAUCGCGAAAAACCGUUUCCUGUAUAUCGUGGCGCAAGUGGCCCCACUGCCGCCAGUCUUGAAGA
Anopheles maculipalpis is the source of this 1685-nucleotide messenger RNA. RefSeq names its product serine/threonine-protein kinase stk11 (gene Lkb1). The transcript has 6 exons. Bases 9 to 1682 code for a protein of 557 amino acids. Gene Ontology annotation, biological process: glucose homeostasis; intracellular signal transduction; protein phosphorylation. Gene Ontology annotation, cellular component: cytoplasm. The record is from RefSeq and is a predicted model, not a curated record. Lineage: Eukaryota; Metazoa; Arthropoda; Insecta; Diptera; Culicidae. Gene Ontology annotation, molecular function: ATP binding; protein kinase activator activity; protein serine/threonine kinase activity.